Desarmillaria tabescens is the source of this 1968-nucleotide messenger RNA. Its product is annotated as jumonji protein. NCBI's taxonomy places the organism in Eukaryota, Fungi, Basidiomycota, Agaricomycetes, Agaricales, Physalacriaceae. Gene Ontology annotation, molecular function: transcription coregulator activity; histone demethylase activity. The coding region runs from base 31 to 1923 and encodes 630 amino acids. The transcript is spliced from 9 exons. Gene Ontology annotation, biological process: protein demethylation; regulation of transcription by RNA polymerase II. The record is from RefSeq and is a predicted model, not a curated record.
AGGUAAUCUUGGAUCCCGCCGUCGUGCACCAUGGCCCAAGCUCGACGCCGUUCAACCCGCGGAAAGAAAUCAGAGGUAGUGGAAGAAACGCCUGCGUCCCCGUCGAAUUCUGUACAAGAACCCGAAGUAAAAGAGGAGCAUAAGGGAAAAUCCGAGGCGGCGACCGAAGAAACAUGUCCUUCUUGUCCCAAGGACGUCUCCGGAGAUACCAGCCUUGACAAGAACAACUGGAUUCGCUGCGAUGCUUGCAAAGUUUGGUAUCACUGGGGUUGUGCAGGAAAUGGCGAGGAUUCCGCCUCUAUAGACAAAUGGUAUUGUACACCAUGCCUGCAAGCAGAUCCCAAGCGCGCCAUUACGCAGAAAGCCCCAGCACGCAAGUCUGACCGGAAGCGAGCGCCGAGAGAUUACGCUGGGCUGAAUUCCAGUGGGAUGGAAAUGGACCCAACGAGAUGGGUGAGGAUGAUGGACGGCAAGCACAUCAAGCCAGACCAAUUCAAGAGGAUAAAAGGUGCAGAUGUUGGACUGGAAUGGCUGCAGGAUGAUGAAAAUGCAAUGUUGGAGCCCAUUAUCAUCGAGAAACCAGAUGGACUGGGUAUGAAAAUGCCGCCUAGUGACUUUACCGUCGAGGACGUUGUGGAAGACGUCGGUGAUGAUGUUCCUGUGGAGGUCAUAGAUGUUGCAACACAAUCCGCCUCUCCCGGGUGGAAUCUUGGAAAGUGGGCAGAUUAUUGGGCACUAGAGUCUAGCAAAAGGGAUAAAAUCAGAAAUGUGAUUUCUCUGGAGGUUUCUGGGACACCACUAGCCGACAGAAUACUUCCUCCCAGGCUGGUGAGAGAGCUAGAUUGGGUGGACAACUUUUGGCCAAGUACAAGGAAAGGAAAGGGCCACACCUAUCCUAAGGUCCAGCUAUACUGUUUAAUGGGCGUUGCUCAAGCGUGGACGGACUGGCAUAUCGAUUUCGCUGGAUCUUCCGUAUAUUAUCAUAUACUAAGUGGAUCUAAAGUCUUCUACUUUAUACGACCAACGCCUGCCAACCUCGCCGCGUAUGAAAAGUGGUCUGGGACUGAGAUUCAAAGUCAGACGUGGCUUGGUGAUAUGGUGGACGAAGUCGUCAAAGUUUCAUUAACAGCUGGAAAUACCAUGAUAAUACCAACCGGGUGGAUACAUGCAGUUCACACUCCGGAAGACACUCUUGUGUUUGGCGGAAACUUUCUACAUUCAUAUAACGUUGCUACCCAGCUCAGAGUGCGAGACAUUGAGAUUGCUACAUCAGUCCCCCGAAAGUUCCGAUUCCCGAUGUUUUCAAAACUCUGCUGGUAUGUUGGAGACAAAUAUUUACGAGAUCUCAAAGCGUCUCCAGGCAGCUCACUCCCGCCUCGUGUCGCAACUUCGGUGGCCUACUUGGCUGAUUUUCUUGUUUCUCAAGUGCGCAUAUUAGAGGGGGGCGAUGAGGCGGCCAAGAAAGAGGUCAAGGAGCAAAUACCACAUGAUCGCGUCAAAGACCCUGCAGCCGUUGCUCGAGAGCUGCGGUGGAGAGUGCGUAUAGCGACUGGUGUUACCAGCGAUGACGAGGACAGUGGAAAAGUGCCGAAUAUCCGUACCAAAAAUGGGGCAGGUACAAAGCGAAAACGGACGAUGUCGGAGGACCCCUCAGAAGGGUAUCCCGGUCCUGUACGUUUCAAAAAUUUCAAACCUAGGAAAUGGGACAGCAUCGAUGAGAAGACGGAAGAUGGUGAGAAUAGGGAAGUCAAGUGCCGACGACCGUUGGAUGAUGAGCCCGUUGAAAAAUGGACAGAAGCCGAGGGAGAAGACACGGCUGCUACGAAGCGACGGCGGCAGGUGCUGAUAAAAGUUCGAAGAACACGAGAUGGAUUGGAGCGAGAGGUGAUUGAACGAACGAUUGAAGAGUGGAAAUUUCAGUAGCAGAAUAUAAUCUGUGCCUUUACAUAUAAUAAAAUUAUUCGUAUC